Molecule: messenger RNA, 2019 nt
Organism: Macrosiphum euphorbiae (potato aphid)
Lineage: Eukaryota; Metazoa; Arthropoda; Insecta; Hemiptera; Aphididae
Source: the annotation of a GenBank genome assembly
AUGUAUAAGUACAAAUAUAUUUUAUACAUAACAAUCAUAAACAUAACAUAUAUAAUACAACAAACCAAAGGUUUCAUAGCGUACGACUGCUCAGGCAGUAAAAUGAACAUAACAUCAUUUAACACAUUAAAUGUAGAUUAUUGUUCACCCCCCAUACCAAACAAAAUAGAUAAAAUACCAUUAAUCAAAUUACUACAAACAACAGAAUCAAAACAAAUACAAUAUCAAGCAUGCUACAUAGUAGCUGACUUCUUAAUCACAAAAUGCGCUAGCCUUGACGAUGCACAAAUCGUAAGAAAUGGGUACUUUACAGAACUUAUACAAAUAGGUGCAGCACAAUGCGCAGAUGCACACUUGCAACGUUCAUACACAUUUUUUCAAGGCAUAACAGCGAACAAAAUAAAAAUAAACCAAACCAUGUACUUUUCGGAUGUAAUCAAGGGCCAAGUCAACCGAGAUGGAGACUGCACUGGAGAAACAUUCAGAACAGACAAGUAUGAAUGGGACAACGUACUAGUACAAGCAAAAUAUAAAAUACUAUUAUCAGAAGGUAUGGCAACUGCAAAUAGCAGAGAUAACGUCAUAAUACUUCCAACCGGAACUCGUCUAAAACUAUCGGACGGAUACGGAAUCGACUCACAUAAAGGAGAAAUAAUAUGGAAACAUAACCAACAAGAAAAUUGUAACACUAAUGAUUACGACACUCUAUAUGAAGGGCCAGCUACACUAAUAACAUCCAUACAAUCAUAUAACUCAACUACUGAAAUUCAAACAAUUUUAGUAGAAUCGGACAAAAUUGCAUUCGCUCUACGCAAAAUGGGUAUGGACUACGCAUGCCACAUACCAGUUUUUCGAACUGAACAUCCAAGAUUAUUUAUAUUAACCGACCAAGCAAACAUACAUUUUUUCCACACAAAACCAAUCUCGACAUAUAACACAGAUUUGAUGGCAUACAUAAAUACUAAGUUUGUUUACAUACAAAACAUUUUACAAGCUUCCAUCACUUCAAUGUAUUUCGAUUUAGUUACAAAACAAUGUAACUUAGAAAGAAGUAUACUCUUGCAAAAACUUUCGUUAGCCUCUUACAGUCUACCAGAAUUUGCAUACGCAAUGGGAGAAGGUCCGGGCUACACUGCAUUAAAAUCAGGAGAAAUAGUAUACCUUAUUAAAUGCAAACCUGUAGAAGUUGAACUAGAUAGAAGCCACAAAGCUUGUUUUCAGGAACUUCCAAUAAUACACAACAAACAAAAAUUAUUCAUGGCACCAAAAACGCACACCUUACAAAAAUAUGGUACUGAAAUCGACUGCACAUUCAUACUACCAGCCGGAUAUUUCAUGGAAGAUGAAUGGAUAAGCAUGUCACCUCAAUACAAUGAACUAGGUUCAGGCAAAACACCUCAAUUAUUAAAACCACAAACAACUUGGACAUGGGCAUAUAAAAGUCCACAACACCUAAUGAACGCAGGCUUAUACUCAAGCGACAUGAUUAACGCUUUACAAAAACACCUAUUAUUUCCUCAAGAAGUUUUUGCAGCUCAAAGCAACCUAGCAAGAGAAACAAUGGGCUACAACACUCUUGAUCAAGGACUAAAAAUAAGACCUUAUAUCGAUGAACAACUCAUAAGCAAAUUGGUCGAAGAAAAACUAAACAAAAUGUGGGGCUGGUUUGUAGGUUUUGGUAAUUUCAUAUCUGGAUUAUUAGGUGUAUUUGUUAUAUGGAAAAUCUUUAUGAUAUGUCUAAACACAACAAUCAACAUGUCAAUCUUAUAUCAAACUUUUGGAUUUAGCUUUAAAGUACUGGCAGGUUUAUUUGCAAGCAUGACACAUUAUUUUAUGCAUAAAUCACAUACUAAAGCUAAACAAAAUACACAAAAUAAUGAAAAUGAAAAUCCAGAGACAUACUUAUUAGACAAUAUUACAGAACAACCUAUAUCACAACCUACACCACAACCUAGACAAAUCUAUCCAUCACUAAAUAUAAAAAACACACAACACCAAGAUCUUAGAAGAUCAUUAUAA